Thamnophis sirtalis is the source of this 2335-nucleotide messenger RNA. The record is from RefSeq and is a predicted model, not a curated record. NCBI's taxonomy places the organism in Eukaryota, Metazoa, Chordata, Lepidosauria, Squamata, Natricidae.
AGGUAUCAGACGUGUUCAGGAUCUCUGCAAAGUUCUUCGACUUCCUUCUCUGUUUGAAGAUACUGCUGUGUCCUAUUACCAGAAGGCAAUCAAAUGCCCAUGCUUUGCUUUUGUCAGCUUAGAGAAGAAGGAGAUAAUUAUAGGUUGCUGUGUUUUUGUGACCUGUAGACAGCACAACUGGCCCUUGACAAUGGGCACUGUCUGCUUGCUCCUUUAUGCAGACAAGGAACUGUUUGCCAGAACCUACUUGCAGUUCUUGAAGGAAUUGGCACUAGAUGUACCAACUCUGAGCUUGAUCGAUCUUGUGAAAACACAUCUCAACAGCUUUAAGCUUUUCCAGGAAUCGUCCAGCAUCCCAGCCAAAUUUCUGGAAGACAAGGAGAAGCUGUUGGCAAGGACAAUCCAGAUAAUAGAGCUUGCCAGUGAGACGUGGCUGGUGACUGGUCGGCACCCCAUCCCCAUUGUGAUGGCAGCAGCCUUCUUGGCAUGGCAGUCUUUGCGACCUGUUGAUCGCCUCGCUUGCACCCUUGCAAAGUUUUGUAAGCUUGCUAACAUGGACAUGCCACGGCCAGCCCCACAAAGACUGAAGGAAUUGCAUAAUAUCCUCCUUCAGAUGGCCUCUCAACUAGGUUGGUUGCGAGGGCUCAAAGUGGACCGGAGGACUGUGUCAAAAUACGUUGGAGACUUGCUGCAACAUCGCCGUGUGCUUCUACGGGCGGCUUUCCGUGUGGUGGAUACCACAAAAGACUACGAGCCUGAGAACUUCACGGCACCAUCAGACCAUCAGCCUACAAAAGCAACCGUUGCUUUGACGGAAGAGGCUUCUGUUGCUGGGAAGAAGCGGAUGCCUUUGCUUCCCCCUUGUAUCCUGUACCCAACAAAGAAGCCUCGACCCAGCAAUCCAGACCCUGAAGGUCCAGCCGUCACAGGGGAUGAGCCCAUUUUAGACAGUGAGAUCGAACAAUACAUCCGGACUCCAGAAGAAACGGAACUGUAUAGCAAAAUGCAAGUUCGCCUGUGCUAGUGAAGGUAUUUAGUGAGGGUUAAAAGCCUGCAGUCAGUGGCAACAGGUUGGGUUUCUUAUAUUUAUAGUUCAUAGUCCCAGACAUAUUUUUAUUUGGAGAUUAGAUGAAAUCCUUAUGUUCAGGAACGAACAACCUUGUAUCUUAAUGGUCUUCUGCAGUCUGUUUGCUUUGUAUGCAUUAGUUUGGGUUUUCUGAAUUCACAGUACCAACAAAAUAUAGAAGGUUAUAAUAAAGAUUGGGGAAAGCAGCGCUAAAACAUGAGCUUUAGGGGUUUUUUGCUAGAUGUUGGAAUAAACAUAAUUAAUAAUUUUCUUAAAAGGCAGCUCUUUGGCCUAGAUGUUUGUUGGUGAACACACUAAUAUGGUUCUGCUACAUUUUUAGUCCUGAACAUCAGAAAAAGUUGGAUUUAAUCUUACUACACUGAAGCUUAAUGAGCUGCAUCCGAUACACUCCUGGUUUAUUUUGCUUGCUAUUUUUUGAAUUGGAUUGACCUUCUUUCCAGUUCAAACAUUGCUUUGCAUGUUAUUUUAGAAGUUUCCCUUGUGAGUCUGGUAACACUGAAGGUAAACAUUCAGUGGACAUAGGCUCUGCAGUCAUUGACUGAGGUUGAAAGUGAUAUAAGUAGUUUAGAGCAGGGCAUAUUGUGAUUCACAUACCUAUUUAUCUGGGGGGGGGGCAAGAGGAAUAAGCAUGAUCAUGAAUGCCAUGAUGUCAUCAUGCAAAUAAGCUAAUUAUCAUACGUAUAAAUGGGAUGAACUCAGCAUAUCCCUUUAAAUCUUAUGAGUGAAACUCCACUUUUCAGCUUCUGUUUUCCCCUCUUGUUAUUUGGCUAGUACUUACAACUUGUGUUUGACUUCAGAUAUAUAUAUAAGCUGAAAUAGGAAGAUUUGAGAUGAAUUGGCCCAGUUGGGAUGAUAAAACACCUUUUGAAUGGGUGCAGAAGUUGGGCUUUUCCAGCCCUCAUGAAUAGUAGGUGGGAGAAAACCAUUCAUUAAGAGUGUGCAGGAGAUUUGCCUCCUAUCCCCAGAAUCUGAGAUGACCAGUGUAGUUGCUUGAAUGGCUGUUUACCUCCCACAGAUCUUUUAAGUGUUGGGUAAACGAGUCCCACUGCUUGGAAUCAGUUUAGAAGUUUGAAAUAUUAAAAGAGUGUAGGUUGGGAUGGCAAAGCAUGGGUGGAACAUAAAAGCAAUACCUAGUUCAUUGGAUAUUGCAGUUCUUUUAAUAUAUUAAACAAGAAACAUCUUCUAAAAACAGUUCAUUUGUAUAAAAUGCAAACACAACAAAAAAUGUAUUAAAUGCUUUCUUUGGCA